AUGAGGAGAAAGACAAGAAAUUUCCAAUACCCUGUGAUGAAAGACAAAACCAUCCUCACAGAAGGGAAUGAUCCAGAACCUGAAGGAGAUGGUAGCCAGCACCAGGGUCCUCUAACAAAGGAGAAAGUUCAAGUUGAUAAGAGACAGUAUGUGUGUGCGGAAUGUGGCAAACCCUUCAGUCAGAGUGCCAACCUUACUGUGCAUGAACGAAUCCACACUGGUGAGAAACCGUACAAGUGCAGGGAGUGUGGCAAAGCUUUCAGUCACAGCUCCAACCUAGUAGUGCAUCAGAGAAUUCACAGUGGACUCAAACCCUACAGGUGCAGCGAGUGUGGCAAAUCAUUCAGCGGGAAGUCCCACCUUAUCCGACACCAAGAAGUCCACAGUGAAGAGAGAACUUACGCAUGCAAGGAGUGUGGGAAAACUUUCAGUCGGAGCUCAGGACUUAUUUCCCACCACAGGGUGCACACUGGAGAGAAGCCUUACAGUUGUCUUGAGUGUGGGAAAGCCUUUAGCCGGAGUUCCAACCUCAGUCAACAUCACAGAAUGCACCAAGGGAAAAAGGUGUACCAGUGUAAGGAGUGUGGGCGAUCGUGUGGUUCCCACACCAAGAUUCUAGAUCAUCAGAGACUUCACAGCGGGGAAAAGCCCUACGAAUGCAAUGAGUGUGGGAAAGCCUUCAUCUUAAAGAAGAUGCUUCAAGAACACCAGCGACUCCAUCGCCGAGAGAAACCUUACACCUGUAACGAGUGUGGCAAAGCCUUUACUUCCAAUCGCAAUCUUCUGGACCAUCGGAGAGUUCACACUGGAGAGAAGCCUUACAGCUGUAAUGAAUGUGGGAAAUCUUUCCGACAGACUUCCCAAGUUAUUCUCCAUUUGAGGACCCACACGAAGGAGAAGCCUUACAAGUGUGAGCUCUGUGGGAAAGCCUACCGUUACAGCUCGCAGCUUUUUCAACAUCAGAGAAAACAUAGCAAGGACAUAGAAGUCUCCUAA
Messenger RNA from Dipodomys ordii (Ord's kangaroo rat), 996 nucleotides. RefSeq names its product zinc finger protein 660 (gene Znf660). The record is from RefSeq and is a predicted model, not a curated record. NCBI's taxonomy places the organism in Eukaryota, Metazoa, Chordata, Mammalia, Rodentia, Heteromyidae. The coding region runs from base 1 to 996 and encodes 331 amino acids. The transcript has a single exon.